CAAUCUGCUCGCCCAACAAACGGAAAUUGGCGCUUCAACGCCACGGCACACGGAGCAAAUGCUGCAUGAUGCACCAUGAGCCCUGGAGCCGGCGACGCAGGCUCCAAUCGACCCGCACAAGGCGGUGGCACUGAUGCAGAAGCCAAGAAGACGGAGGCCCAGAAGGAGCAAGCACGUCCUAAGCGGCCCAAGUGGCGGCUUUGCUUCCGCUUGGACCGGAGGAUGGCCACGGCCAAGGAGUCCCUGGAAGACCUUGCGCCCAAAUACCAGCGCGACUUCUUCCUCACUGUGAUAGAUCCGCCGUGGCACGGAAUCUUCAAGGAUCACCCACCGGCGCCCUUCUUCGCUUCCAGGUCCGCCUGUCAUGUGGCAGAUUUGAUGGCCAGUCGGCACAUGAUCUCACAGCUGCCGGGCAGAAGCUAUGAAGGGAAGGCUGUGUGUGUCAUAGGCGCUGAGUGUAUGACCGCCGGCCUGGUGUGUGCAAUGCUGGGUGCCAAGGUGAUGUUCGUAUGCGAGCGGAACCUGGAGUCCUACUUCCAGCACAAUGUGCGCCUGUUCCGGCGGGACACCUUGGACUAUACCAAGACCAAGGGCAAGACGCUGUUGGUCACCUCCUGUAGCCCUGGGAGGAAUGCCAGCUUUGGAGCGGCUGCCCUUUGUGAGAAGCUGCAGGUGCCUUCCAUUGACAUGAUCGUCUUGACGGAGCUCAGCGCCGCGCGGGUGCUGGGGGACGUUGGCGGCCUGCUGGGACGCCGCACGGAGGCCACAGCCUCGGGCUUCUUUCGCAUGCUCAACAACCUGGUGCCUGCACGCUCAUGCUGCAAGACCCUGGUGGUUUGUGACCAAAGCUCUGCAGAGAUCAUGGAGGAGCCCCGUUUCAAGGGCGAUGCCUCGAUCUCCACCUCCACGGCCCCGUCUUGGCUGGAUGAGAACGUCCCACCAGGGCUUGCAGCCGUACUUCCAAUGGACUGGCAAGCCCGGACAUUUUGUCAGCUGCCGCAAAACAUACAGGUGAUCUGGCUCGAGCGGCCAGAUGCUGAAGUGGUGCGACAGCGGCCUGCGCCGUUGGUGAAUCGCCCGCCCAUGCCGCCCAUGGGUGCUACAUCUUCACGAUGUGGAUGUGGAGGGCACCUUCAAAGCCCUUUGUUGGGACAACGCGUGGAGAACAAGGAAUGGUUUGUGAAGAAUGCCCAGCUGAAAGAGGCCUUGAUGACUCACAACAGCUUGAAACAGAUGGAGGCCAAUAGCGUGCUAAGAGAGGCUCGAGCAUGGGCAGACAGUGUGUCAUUGAGCAAGACGGCGACAUCCACUACCAGCUUACUCCGGAAGGAGCCGACGGCUGGCCAGCCGACAGGUGCCGUGAGCCCAGUGGGCAAGCUUGGAAAGGUCAUCGAGCCGCUCAGCGCACGGAACAGCAGGGAACUGCGUGAGACCUCACGGAUCACCAGCAGCAAAGGCAGCCGCAGUGCUCGCGGUCCCAACAUCGCGGAGCGCCAUGCGGCACCGCCGGUCUGGUACAACUGCAAUCGUGCUGUCUAUGGCCGGCCACCAGAAGAACCAAAGGCUCCGCCAACCACCUGAGUUGCAGAGGGGCCAAUCACCUGCAAGGACCUGAGGGGCCAAUCAACAUGCUUGCAGCAAGUGUUGCCCAAAAAGAACCAGCCCG
This is a messenger RNA of Durusdinium trenchii, 1666 nucleotides long. NCBI's taxonomy places the organism in Eukaryota, Dinophyceae, Suessiales, Symbiodiniaceae. The record is from the annotation of a GenBank genome assembly.